AUGGAAAACGAGGAUCAAUAUCAGCAGUAUGACUGCCUUCUAUUUGAUCUAGAUGACACCCUAUAUCCUCAGAGUUCAGGGAUUUCAGUACAAAUCACUAAGAAUAUUCAAGAAUAUAUGCUUCAAAACCUUGGGAUGAAGGAAAGUGAAGUUCCUGAAUUGUGUAUUUCAUUAUACAAGGAUUACGGGACGACGAUGGCUGGUCUUAAGGCUCAGGGCCAUAACUUCGAGUAUGAUGACUUUCAUAGUUUUGUUCAUGGGAGGUUGCCCUACGAUUCACUUAAUCCUGACCCUAUUCUCAGGGGUCUUUUACUUAGUCUACCUAUCCGGAAAGUAAUUUUCACAAAUUCAGACAAGGCACAUGCCGCUAGUGUGCUCGGGAAGCUUGGAAUAGAGGACUGCUUUGAGAUGAUUAUAUGCUUCGAGACUCUGAAUCCCACCAACAAUGCUGAUGAUUCUGUUGGUGCCGAAGAAACUGAAAAUAUUGAACAUCCAAAUACUGGUACUGUAAUUUCAAAGACCCCAGUUGUGUGCAAACCGUUUGAGCAUGCAUAUGAAGAAACUUUUAAGAUUGCAAACAUCAACCCCAAAAGAACGUUAUUCUUCGACGAUAGCAUUCGCAAUUUGCAAACUGCAAAGGAGUUGGGGCUCCAUACAGUAAUGAUUGGCACAUCUCACCGAACUAAAGGUGCGGAUCAUGCAUUUGAGAGCAUCCAUAAUAUCAAGGAAGCAUUGCCAGAACUCUGGGAAACCACUGAACAGUGUGAAAAUGUUCGAUAUUCGCGAGAGAUUGCAAUCGAACAACCGGUACAAGCUUAG
Prunus armeniaca (apricot) is the source of this 819-nucleotide messenger RNA. Lineage: Eukaryota; Viridiplantae; Streptophyta; Magnoliopsida; Rosales; Rosaceae. The record is from the annotation of a GenBank genome assembly.